Molecule: messenger RNA, 2721 nt
Organism: Trifolium pratense (red clover)
Lineage: Eukaryota; Viridiplantae; Streptophyta; Magnoliopsida; Fabales; Fabaceae
Product: two-component response regulator-like APRR5
Exons: 7
Coding region: 420-2468 (682 amino acids)
Biological process (GO): cytokinin-activated signaling pathway; phosphorelay signal transduction system
Molecular function (GO): protein binding
Source: RefSeq, a predicted model, not a curated record
AAAAAAAGUUGAAUAAAUGAAUGAACCAUAUGAUAUCCACCACUAAUAGAGCACCAACCACAAGAACAUAAUGUAUAGAUCUAAUUGAUGACGUGGACAAUGUGGGCCAAUGUCUGCAUGGUUCUAGAUAUUUUGUGCAAAAGAAUAAUUUUCUUAACCGUUAGAUUAACUUUGGUGUCACCAUCAUAACCGUUGGAUGAACUCUAUUUACCUUAAAAAAUCUUGUACAAUAUCUAUCUUAUAUUGCUUUUUUUCUUUCUUUCUUGUUUCGUUUAUUUUUCACCUUAGAAAGCAAAUAUACUUUUGGAUAUUUUUGUUAUGUGCUAAGGUUUUGGUUGGGUUUCUGAACAAAGAUUCUGAUGCUAUACACUAUAGAGUGAUUCUUGUUUUUGGAUCCAUUAUUAAGAAGGUUGGAAAAAAUGGGUCAUGUUGGAAUAACUAGUGGUGAGAAAUUGGUGAGAGUUGAAGAAGAGGAGAAGAUUAGGGAAGAAGAAGAAAGUGGAACUGAGAGUAGAGGUGGUGGUGAAAUGAAAGGUCUUUUGAGGUGGGAGAAAUUUUUGCCAAAAAUGGUUUUAAGAGUGCUUUUGGUUGAAGCUGAUGAUUGUACAAGACAGAUUAUAACAGCACUUCUCAGAAAAUGUAACUAUAAAGUUGCUGCUGUUGCUGAUGGCUUGAAGGCGUGGGAAAUAAUGAAGGGAAGACCGCGCAAUUUCGAUCUAAUACUUACAGAAGUUGAUUUGCCAUCUAUAUCUGGCUAUGCACUUCUCACAUUAAUUAUGGAGCAUGAUAUUUGCAAAAACAUACCUGUCAUAAUGAUGUCGUCUCAAGAUUCAGUUAGCACAGUAUACAAAUGCAUGUGUAGAGGUGCAGCUGACUAUCUCGUUAAACCGAUUCGAAUAAAUGAACUGAGGAAUUUGUGGCAGCAUGUUUGGAGAAGACAAUCACAGGUAACCGCAAACGCUGGCAUAAAUGGUCACCCAGAUGAAACCGAUGAACAGCAGAAAGUUGAAGCCACUGCUGAAAACAACGCUGCUGGUUAUCGUUCUAGUGGCGAAGCUGCUUGCAUUCAAAUAAAUAAGGACUUAAUUGAGAAAGGAAGUGAUGCACAGAGCUCUUGUACAAAGCCAAACAUGGAAGCUGAGAGUGGCCUGGUUGAUAACAUGCAGGAAUUUUCUCAGCCGAAAUGUGCUGAAGCAUAUCCAAGUGAAACAAAGACACAAGAUGUUGACAUUCAUUUAGGCCAGGCAUUGAUCACGCAGGACAGUCGCGCUGGAGGAUUAUGUGUGGCUAACUGCAACAAUGGAGAGUCGAACACAAAUAAUGGAAAUGAUGGUGAGGAUCAAGAGCACUUUAGGAUUGCUAGUACCAGUGGUGAGGUUCAUGACAAUCACUAUGUUGAAAUUAACUCUACUAAGGAAGCUAUUGACUUGAUUGGAGCAUUUCGUACUCAUCCGAAUUGCAGUCUCAAAAGUUCAUCAAUUGAUUGCACAGGAAAGUUUGACGAUUUUCCACAACUGGAUCUUUCUUUGAGAAGCUCUCAUCCCAGCAGCUUUGAGAAGGAGAUCACUGAAGAGAGACACACCCUUAUGCAUUCUAAUGCUUCAGCUUUCAAGCGGUAUACUAACAGGCAAUUGCCAGCUUCAGCCACAGUAGUAAUUAACUUCACUGAUCAGCAAAGAGAACAAAACACAAAUAAUGAGAACCAUAACUCAGAGAGUUCGAUACCGAGUAUGCAAAAAUGUAAUAUGUCUCUAGCAACAUCCCAAUCAAAAGAAUCUGAAUUCGCAACUUCACAUUCCCAACAAGGGCAUUCUCUCCCAAUUCCUGUAAAAGGUGUGAGGUUCAAUGAUCUAUGUAUGACCUAUGGUUCGACGCUUCCACCAGGGUUUCGUACUCAGUCUGGUCCACCAUCAAUGCCUGGUUCAGUCGUGUUUCUCGAACAAAGCUUUCAAGCAGAUGCAUUUUAUCAAUCAAAUGUUAAAGAAAAUAAUAAUUCAGAACAAAUUUACGAACCUCGUGGUCUGAAUGGAAACUGCGCUGCAAACCAAAUGGUGUACACACAGGAACACAAAUCAGAACAUGCAGAAGAUCAAAGACUUAUCUCCCCUACCACUGAUCAUAGUGUCUCCAGUAGUUUCUGUAAUAAUGGAAAUGCAAGCCAUCUUAACAGCAUUGGUUAUGGAAGUAAUUGUGGAAGUAGCAGUAAUGUCGAACAAGUUACCACUUUCAGGACAUCAGCAGUUUCAGAUGGUAAGAAUGAAGACCUCACAAACGGUGGACAUUCUCAUCGAUCUAUCCUUCGAGAAGCAGCUCUAAACAAGUUCCGCUUGAAACGAAAAGAGAGAUGUUAUGAAAAGAAGGUUCGAUACGAGAGCAGGAAGAAACUAGCAGAACAACGUCCUCGAGUUAAAGGACAAUUUGUUCGCCAAAUGAAUCCUGAUCCUCUUUCGACAGAAAAAGAUUGCUAAGAAUACUGAUCAUUAUAUUACCAAAUAUGUGACUCAUUGGAGAUGAUAGUGUGCUUUGUUAGUAUUAGUUGCUUCAAAAUUUUGUUUUCUUGACAUGUUAAAUACCAGAGCCGCUACGCCUGAUCUGUAUAUGCUUUCUAAAACCAUUUUUCUGUCUUUCCUCUAGAGCCUGAUAUCUAUAUGCAUCUAAUAAUAACUUUUGUAUACAGUUGUAAUUUUAUAGAGACUUGUCUCAUUAUUUAAUUUUUUUUUU